AUGGCGCAGAACCAAGCAGUCAAGACGGUCGCGGCGGGCGUCGCAAAGGUCGUCGACGUGCCCGUCCCCGCCCUCCCGGCCGACGACUACAUCCUGGUCAAGACGACGGCCGUUGCCGUCAACCCGACGGACUGGAAGCACGUCGACUUCGCCGACAAGGCGGGAUGCGUCGGCAUCUGGGUCGGCUGCGACUACGUGGGCGUCGUCGAGGAGGUCGGCAAGGGUGUGACCAAGGACUUCAAGAAGGGGGACCGCAUCUGCGGCCCUGUCAACGGAUCGAACGGGCUGAGGGAGGUCGACGGCGCCUUCGCGAAGUACAUUGUCGUCAAGGGUGACCUGCAGAUCAAGACGCCGGACAACCUUUCCGACGAAGAGGCCGCGACGCUCGGCAUCGCCGUCACGACAGUCGGCCAAGGCCUGUACCAGACCCUGAACCUUCCCCUCCCCACCGCCCCGACAACCGACCCUUCGGCCACGAUCCUCAUCUACGGCGGCAGCACGGCCAUGGGCAUCUCGGGCAUCCAGUAUGCCCGGCUGUCCGGGUACAAAGUCCUCGCGACCGCGUCGCCGCACAACUUCGAGUACGUCAAGUCCCUGGGCGCGAGCGAGGUGUUCGACUACAAGUCGCCCACGGUCUCGGAGGACAUCCGCCGGCACACGGGCGACGGGCUCACGCUGGCGUGGGACUGCCAGUCGACCAAAGAGUCGGUCGCCCUCGUCGCCAAGGCGCUCUCGAGCUCCAAGGGCGGUGUCAUCGGCACACUCCUGCCCGUCGACACGAAGGUCGCGCAGGAGGUCAACCCCAAGGUCGAGGUCAAGAUGACCAUAUACUACAGCGUCUUUGGUGAGGAGUAUGGCUACUUUGGCAAGAGGAACGCCGUCCCCGAAGAUUACGAGUUCGGCAAGAAGUUCUGGGAGAUCAGCCGCGGCCUGCUGGCCGACGGCAAGCUCAAGCCCAUCCGCGUCAUCAAGAACCAGGGCGGCAGCGGCCUCGAAGGCGUCGUCGUCGGCCUCAAGGAGCUGAAGGAGGGCAAGGUCAGCGGCGGGAAGCUGGUAUACACCAUCUGA
Messenger RNA from Colletotrichum graminicola M1.001, 1068 nucleotides. RefSeq names its product zinc-binding dehydrogenase. The record is from RefSeq and is a predicted model, not a curated record. Lineage: Eukaryota; Fungi; Ascomycota; Sordariomycetes; Glomerellales; Glomerellaceae. Gene Ontology annotation, molecular function: oxidoreductase activity, acting on NAD(P)H. Bases 1 to 1068 code for a protein of 355 amino acids. The transcript is spliced from 4 exons.